AUGAGCAUGAAAGACUCGCACUCGGCACAUCCUGCCGCCAGUGCGAUAAAUGCGGUUCACCGUCUGAAUACCCCACCAGUAGUAGAGGAUAUGACGAGCGAUGAGAACAGUUCGUCUAUUCCGGUUGUGCCAACACUUCCCCGACAAAAACACAGGAAGGUAGAAACCGCUAAAGUGAGUCCAUGGCUGCAUUUCUUCGCCGGUGGUGCUGGUGGUAUGGCUGGUGCAUUAUUUACAAGUCCUCUGGAUGUCGUAAAAACCCGUCUUCAGAGUGAUUUAUACGGAUCUCAGUAUGGAUCCGGUGGGUUAAAAGCUUCAGGACGGUCACUGGGUCCUAUAGGAAGAGCAUCUCGUCAUGUGUACGAGACAUUUCAUAUCAUCAAAUCUGUAUAUCAAGUCGAGGGAGCUCGGUCUCUAUUCAAAGGUCUAGGACCUAAUUUAGUGGGUGUGAUUCCUGCUAGAUCCAUUAAUUUCUUCACCUAUGGACUUGGAAAGGACUUUAUUUCGACCACUUUUAACAAUGGAAAAGAGGAGACCUGGGUGCAUCUGGGAGCAGCUGCCACUGCUGGUAUUGUCACCUCGACCUGUACAAAUCCCAUCUGGCUUGUCAAGACAAGACUCCAGCUUGACAAGGCCACAAAAGCAUCUGGAGAACGCCAAUACAAAAAUAGUUGGGACUGUAUAGUCAAAGUCGUCAAGCACGAGGGUAUCGCUGGCUUAUAUAGAGGUCUAUCUGCCUCAUAUCUAGGUGUAGUAGAAUCCUCGCUACAAUGGGUUUUGUAUGAGCAAAUGAAGGGAUUUAUCCGUCGAAGAGAACAGCAUAGAAUCGACCAAGGUGUACCAUCGACCCGUUGGGACUCGUUUCUGGAAUGGAGUGCCACGUCUGGUGCUGCCGGUGCUGCCAAGUUCAUGGCCUCACUAAUGACUUAUCCACACGAGGUCGUUCGAACAAGACUCCGACAGGCUCCAAUGCAAGACGGCAAGCCCAAAUAUAAGGGACUCAUCAAUUGUUUCCGCAUCAUCAUCAAAGAAGAGGGCUUCCUGUCCAUGUACGGAGGUCUGACACCCCAUCUGCUCCGUACCGUGCCCAACAGCAUCAUCAUGUUCGGCACCUGGGAGCUCAUUGUCCGCUUCUUUUCAAAAUAA
Molecule: messenger RNA, 1146 nt
Organism: Sugiyamaella lignohabitans
Lineage: Eukaryota; Fungi; Ascomycota; Dipodascomycetes; Dipodascales; Trichomonascaceae
Gene: RIM2
Product: Rim2p
Exons: 1
Coding region: 1-1146 (381 amino acids)
Biological process (GO): pyrimidine nucleotide import into mitochondrion
Cellular component (GO): mitochondrion
Molecular function (GO): pyrimidine nucleotide transmembrane transporter activity
Source: RefSeq, a predicted model, not a curated record